AUGCCUACUGCUUUGGGCAAAAGCGUACUGGGGUAUGAACUUACUGACAUUCUCAAUGUUGCUGGCGACGCUACACGUAGUAACCUGCUUGGGAGAUUCUAUGAUGGGCUCGCCGAUUUCGUCUACAUACUGAAACUUCGUAGUGAUCUGCUCAAUGAGUUCUUUGAUCGUACGAGUGUGCCGUUCAAGAAAAACUCUUUCCGUCUUGUGUUGUUCUACCAAAGUCUUCUACUGGCUACCAUUAUGAUUGGAAUGAUCUCAAUGAUUCCUUUUGGUAGUUAUCGGUUUAAUGGUAUCCUCCUCUACUGCGGUUUCUUCUUGACUGGCCUUCUCACUCUGCUUACAGUCUUCAAUCUUUCUACCACCACCUAUGCGUGGCUGUCGAUCGGUUUCACCUCAAUGGUGGGACUCAGUGUUCUCAUUUAUUUCGGUACCAUCUCUAUAGCUCUACCUAUCCAGAACGCCCUUAUUACUUUGCUUAUUUUCAUAGUUUAUGUCCACCUACCAGUCUCACUUGCGUUCUCUGUAGCAUUUAGCUUCCUUAUUUACGCAGGUCUUGCAAUGCUAGACACGUUCAAAUUUCUUCACGGUUUUGCUGCUCGCCAUAUAAUUGCAGAGCCUGACCAAAUGGAUCAUGACAGUCGUAUUCGCACCAUUUCUACGUUUUGCUUUUACCUCCUAAUUGCUGCUUCAUUCCUUGCAAUCUACCUCAAAACCUUCAUCUCCCUACGUCUCAAGGCCUCAUUUCUACGUGUAUGUCAAGCUGUUCAUAUGAACGCAGAGCAGAAGAAGGCCCUAGCGGAACAGACAGUUUGGAUUGAUGCUGUGAUGCCCAAAAAAAUUCGCGCAAAAUACUGGCAAAUGCUGAAACAACAUCGAGAUGUGGAUAAGUCGCUCUGGGUGUUUUGUGAGACCUAUGAUCCUGUAUCGAUUCUCUUCUCCGAAAUAUCUGGAUUCACCACACUUCUAGACAGUUUGUCGGCGUCCAAGCUCCUCUUUCUCUUAAACUCUCUCUUCAUCAAAUUCGACAACCUCUGCUUUAAUUGUGGUUGUGAAAGGAUAGGUACGCUGGGCUCCAUUUACUAUUGCGUCAGUGGAUGUCCAAGUCCAAGAAUCGAUCAUGCCGAAUGCUGUGCGAAUCUUGCUCUGCUCAUGAUGGACGUUGUGAAGGGACUGAAAUAUGAGUGUCAUAUUGAGCUAACCCUCUCCGUCAGUAUUCACACAGGCAACGUUAAUGGAGCACUGGUGGGGAUGGAUAGGUUUCACUUUGACAUUUAUUCAUACAGUGUACUCACGGCUCAAAAACUUCUGGCUACUUGUCCAUCCGGUCACAUUCAUAUAUCUGGUGAUUUUGAACGUCUCCUUCCUGCGUCCUUCAAGACUAGUCCUGCUCAAGAGAUUACAGAGAAGCGAGAAGUGCAAUCAGCCAUCGCUGGUAUGAAAUUGAUAGAUACAACGGUUUCAACAUACUACUUAGAUGUCGAAUCGGAGCGUCUCAUUUCUACAGGAUCGCUACGCCACAGUCUGGAAACAAAAGCAAUUUUUCGCCUUGAAGGGAGAGGAACCACCGUUAGCGACCAUAAAUCCGAUGUUCGACAAGUGACAAAGCCCAGAAAACAAAGCCCUUCUUGGCAUAAGCGCGUUGUAGCCAAGAGAUCAGAGUUUUCAUACAUUCGUAGUAAGCCCUUUACUAAGGCUGAACGCCCUCUCAAUUCUGUUAUAUGGAAUACGGAUGCUUACCAAGGUCGAAAAACAGCAACUGCUCGAGAGUACAUUUUUGGUGUUCCAGCUGAAAAUCAAGGCAGCAUAUCACAGUUGGUAGAGAACAGGGAAAUGAACACCCUGGACAAUGAGGUAAUUAAAGAAAUGUAUACUGAUUCCGGGAAUUUAUCAUCCCUAUUUAAUCCAACACUUCUUAAUCCACUCACUUUAAGGUUUCGUGAUAGCGAAAUAGAGAAAAUGUACAAACAUCGAAAUGCAAACCAAACGACACCAGUCUACAUUGACUCGGUAAAGCUGGCCCCUGCUUUUGAUACAAUCUUCCUCUACAUUUACGUUCUUUUAUUCACCGCUGCCUACAUAACUGCCAUGGGGAAGGAAUCAUUGACAGGAAUCCUCAUCUCUGCCCUUUCUUGCGUUUCGACAAUUUUGCUUACGUUGCCGGGCAUCAUUUUGAUAAACUACGCAAUUUUCCAAAGGAGUCCCGAGAGAGGUAGAUUUGUAGAAAGGUUUUACCGUGUAGGCAGAUCGAAAGUAUUCACUGAGCUUCUCUGCUUUGUUAUCGGUCUGCUACCAACAGUUGAGAUCAUCUUAUUCCUCUUUUUUAUUUCACCAAGCAAAUUUUUUUAUCCAAGGGACAGUAUCAUAAUGUUUUUCGGACCUGCCGCCAUCCUAGUCCAUUGUCUGCCAGUAUAUUCGCCGUACAUUGUUCGCUGCAUUUCUUCUGGAGUAUCAACCGCCAUCUUCUUCCUAUAUAUCAUUUUUUUUGCAAAACUUAGUGUAAUGUAUCGGUCUGAGUACGCGUGGUUCUACGAUGCCUCACACUUUCAGCCCUAUACACUUGCCUCGUUGAUGUCCAUAAUCGUCGCAUGGAUUCUGGUACUGUUUGUGGCUCGGCUAAACGAAAUCACUUGCCGUCUGCGCUUCUUUAUGGUUAUGGAGGUGGAGAAAACUGCCGCAUCUACGGCACGAGCGAUGCAAGAAUGUGAUACUUUCAUUUACAACGUAAUUCCUAUGCAUGUAGUUCGAAGCCUGUUGGCUGAAGGCACUCAGACCUUAAAAAUCAACUCUGUCAACCAUGCUGCACUCGUUCCGCAGGUUGGAAUUGCUUUUAUCCGCCUAACCAACUUCUUCAAUGGCUACUACCGCGAAGAUUACCACGGCGGUAAGCAUGCGAUUGAGCUGUUGAAUCAAAUAAUAUGCAUGUUUGAUCGACGCCUGCGUAGACCUGAAUACAAUGAAGUGGAGAAGCUGAAAACCUACAACGACUCAUACAUGGUAGCUGCAGGUUUGGAUUUAAGCCAGAGGGAGCAAAACUCGGAUCAGACCACACAUUUAUUAAAAUUGCUACGAUUCUGCUUUAGCCUUUUUAGGUUAAUUGAUAAGUUUAAUGAGAAGUUCAUCCUGGGUAAGGAUAAUGCUUUUGGACUGGGUGUUGGUGUGGACGUGGGUCCAGUAUGUGCUGGUCUGAUCGGUUCGGUGCAGCCUUACUACCAUGUGAUUGGUAGACCAGCGGAUAUUGCCUAUCUUCUGCAUCUCACCUCCCUUCCAGGAAAAAUUGUUGUCAGCAACAGCGUAAGGGUUGCACUGAUUUCUCAUUUUCGUUUUGUUGAGGCCAUACUAUCCAACCCCCCCAGAACUGAGGAGUCAUACUACUAUUGUGUCUAA
Hydatigera taeniaeformis is the source of this 3387-nucleotide messenger RNA. NCBI's taxonomy places the organism in Eukaryota, Metazoa, Platyhelminthes, Cestoda, Cyclophyllidea, Taeniidae. The record is from the annotation of a GenBank genome assembly.